Aspergillus novofumigatus IBT 16806 is the source of this 1215-nucleotide messenger RNA. RefSeq lists its product as uncharacterized. Lineage: Eukaryota; Fungi; Ascomycota; Eurotiomycetes; Eurotiales; Aspergillaceae. The transcript has 4 exons. Bases 1 to 1215 code for a protein of 404 amino acids. The record is from RefSeq and is a predicted model, not a curated record.
AUGAGCGUCUCUCGUCUUCUCAGGAGUCAAGGAGAUUUGGACCAAAGAUAUAAAACGAGCACAACAGCCAGCAGGAAAGACAUCUUCCAUCAACAGCAUUUCAAGAUCUACGCAACUGUACCCAGCAAAAAGAAGACUCUCUCCUCGGAAGCUCAAAUCCAAUCUCUCUACAACAUGAAGAUCACCGCUCUGCUUGCUCUCGCUCUUGCAGCCGUUGUUGCGGCUUCUCCUGUCGCUGAACCGGAACUUGUCGAACGUUCGUGCAAGAGCAGCUGUGCCUCUGUGGCGUCGAGCUCCUGCUCCCAGUCUUGCUCUGCGAGCCCUAGCUGCUAUAUUGCAUGCUACAACGCCAAGUACGCUGCUUGUCUCACGAGCUGUGACCCUUAUCGCUCCACGGAUUUGCCGAACUUCUGGCUGUACCCGUUGACGUUGGCUGGCUCUAGAGAGCUAUUUAAAGACGAUAUAAGUGCAAUUCUGAGAGCACAUGAGUUUCCUGAACGCGUCCCAUUCCUGCCGUAUAUCGCUCAAAAGCCUCAUUAUCCGGGAGGCAACACAAUCCACCAAGGCAAACUCUCGCCAGUCCACGAGGACGAAACGAUGACAAAAAUCCGUAUCUGGGAGAAACAGCAGCGGCGCAAAGGAGACGAUGGCGAACUCAAUGCAUCCUACUACGGUGAUACGGCAGACCUAGACAAGCUCAAUCUGCUCCGCGUCAUGCUACUGGCCGCGGACGAUCACCCAAGUCACCUCGGCCCAGCAAAGGAUGACCUCGCCGGCCUUCUCCACGAACGGGGCAUUACAGACAUGUUCGUAGAGAUGGUCAACGUCGAUCUGUGUUUUCAACCGUCGCUGUUUCCGAUGUCGCCCGACCAUGGCCUGGUGGUCGGCUUUGAAGAAGGGAAGCAAAGGAUUAUCGACCUCAUUCAAGGAACACUCAAAAACAACUGGAGAAUCCUCUGCCCGUUCAACGUUGGGCGGGUGGACACGGAGAUGAAAGCAUCACUCGCAAGACACUGUCAGUUUCAGACCGUCGAGGUGGAUUUCCUCACCGGAGACCUCAGGUUCCUUAAUGGGACGUCCUCUGCGCAUUUACGAGUUGGGCCUAUAGUUACUACGAGCUAUGCCCUGGUCAAGGCUUUUACCUACAGGGACGUUUUCCUUGACAUGGCGGAUAUCAGUCUGGGAGAAAGAAGAAAGGAGUUUAAUGUCAUUUAG